Nicotiana tabacum (common tobacco) is the source of this 1056-nucleotide messenger RNA. The record is from RefSeq and is a predicted model, not a curated record. NCBI's taxonomy places the organism in Eukaryota, Viridiplantae, Streptophyta, Magnoliopsida, Solanales, Solanaceae.
AUGGCAAAUAGUAUUGUUAACUGUUUGAAAGAGUGGGGAUUACAAAAGAUUUUCACUGUCACAGUUGAUAAUGCUAGUUCAAAUGAUGUGACGAUGAAGGAGCUUUCUAAAAAAUUAACUAAAUGGGGGACCAAUUCCAUGAAUGGUAAGCACCUUCACGUGAGGGCUAUUGAAUAUGAGAGUGCAAUUUUGGAAUAUGUUGAUCAUGAUAUUGGCUUGUCACAUCAUUUUGAGUUUGUUAAUAUUGUGGAUGGAAGUCCUGCAGGUACACUUUUGAGUAGUGAUUGGGAGGAUGUAAAGAAAUUGACAAAAUUUCUUGAAAUCUUUUAUAAGCUUACUUUAAAGGUAUCUGGCUCACUUUCUGUUACAUCAAAUCAUCAUUUUCUUGAAAUUUGUGAAGUUGUUGUUUACUUGAAACAAUUGAUAUUAAAUGAAGAUAUUCUUUUGGGUUCAAUGGAAAAGAAGAUGAAGGAGAAAUUUGAUAAGUAUUGGGGUGAUCCAGAAAAAAUGAACAAGAUGAUUUUCAUUUCAUGUGUUUUGGAUCCUCGGUACAAGUUUGAUUCUGUUAGUUUUGCACUUGCGAAGAAGUUUGAAGAAAAAGGGCCAAUUAUCACGAAGGCAGUGCAUACAUACAUGACUUCAUUGUUUGAUGAGUAUGUAAUGUCUCAUUCAAAAGAUAAAGGUUGUCGUCCUUCUUUAUGUUUAUCCAACUCUUCAUUGGACACAAUGAAAACUUCUACUUCAUCUCUUUUAGCGAAUAUUAUUAGUGUCCAAAGCGGAGGAGCUUUUGGUUCUUUCUUUGAAGAAUUAAAAAGACAUAAAGCUAGGAUUGGAGGUUCAGAUUCUAAAUCAGAAUUGGAAAAAUAUCUUACAGAAGAAGUUGAAAAUGAAAUAGCAGACUCUAAUAUAUUGAUUUGGUGGAAAGUAAACUCACCUAGAUUCCCCAUUCUUGCUGAGAUGCUCGGGAUAUGUUAUCUAUUCCUAUUUCAAGUGUUGCAUCCGAAUGUGCAUUUAGGACUGGAGGGCGUAUUCUUGAUUCAUUUAGGAGUUCAUUGA